GGCAGCAUUCUUCUGCCUUGUAAGGCCGCAGCCGCCCGCCCUGCGCCUCCUGCCUCCCCGACGGCUCCGCACCGACUCCGCACCGACCGAACCCGGCUCCGCGCACCCACCCAAGAGCCUUCUCCGCACCAGGGCAGCCCCUCCCACCCGACGCCAAGAUGUCCAGCAAGAGAGCCAAGGCCAAGACCACCAAGAAGCGGCCACAGAGGGCCACGUCCAAUGUCUUUGCGAUGUUUGACCAGUCCCAGAUCCAGGAGUUUAAGGAGGCCUUCAACAUGAUCGACCAGAACCGCGACGGCUUCAUUGACAAGGAGGACCUGCACGACAUGCUGGCCUCCCUGGGGAAGAACCCCACGGACGAGUACUUGGAGGGCAUGAUGAGCGAGGCCCCGGGACCCAUCAACUUCACCAUGUUCCUGACCAUGUUCGGGGAGAAGCUGAACGGCACGGACCCCGAGGACGUGAUCCGCAACGCCUUCGCCUGCUUCGACGAGGAGGCCUCAGGCUUUAUCCACGAGGACCACCUUCGGGAGCUGCUCACCACCAUGGGCGACCGCUUCACCGACGAGGAAGUGGACGAGAUGUACCGCGAGGCCCCCAUCGACAAGAAAGGCAACUUCAACUACGUGGAGUUCACCCGCAUCCUCAAACACGGGGCCAAGGACAAGGACGACUAGGCCUCCCGGCCCCCGUGUGCAGGCCCCCGUCCCCGUCACCCACUCCACACACACACAGUCUGCACCUGCUCAUGCCCAGGGGACCCGCUCAGGGAAGCCUCCCUCUGAGGGGUUGGGGCCCGGCUCCCAGUGGAGGAAACAGGCCCAGAGAGGCAGUGCCAGGCAGGGGUCACACAGCCACUGUGCGGCCGGGGUGCCCACUGGGACCCUCCAAGGAAGGAUCAUCCAGGGAGCUGGGCCCGAAGGUGCCAGGGGAAGGCCCCGAAUGAGAGCCCGGGCUGUCCCCACAGGAAGGGCCUGCACCACUUCAAGGGCACCCCAUGCCGGGCAUGAAGCCCUUUCCCAGACACUGCCACCAACUCACGAACCUCACCACAGGGUCCUCGGAGGACGGGUGCCAGAGCCCCCCGCCUGCCCCAGAACACCCCACCCACGGGGAGUGGCUCCUCCGAGAGGCGGAGUCUAAUAGAAGGCUGAACACUG
This is a messenger RNA of Pipistrellus kuhlii (Kuhl's pipistrelle), 1160 nucleotides long. RefSeq names its product myosin light chain 9 (gene MYL9). Gene Ontology annotation, molecular function: calcium ion binding. Lineage: Eukaryota; Metazoa; Chordata; Mammalia; Chiroptera; Vespertilionidae. Gene Ontology annotation, cellular component: myofibril; stress fiber; cytoplasm. The coding region runs from base 159 to 677 and encodes 172 amino acids. Gene Ontology annotation, biological process: platelet aggregation; myofibril assembly. The record is from RefSeq and is a predicted model, not a curated record. The transcript is spliced from 4 exons.